AUGCCAAUCGAGGAACCUGAGCACUUUCGAUCGCUAUAUCGUAUGUAUCCAACAUCAUUUGAGAAGCUAUGUGAUCUUAUUAGAACCAAGACAUCUCUAAAAGACACCCGCAACAUAUGCGUUGAAGAAAUGGUGGCUACGUUUCUUCUCACCAUUGGUCAAAGUUCAAAAUAUUGUUAUACAAUAGACACAUUUAAGAGAUCAGUAUUUGCGACUAGCGAGAAUUUUCAUAAGGCAUCCUUGUUACUCAGCAAAGAGAGUAUGCUAAUAAUUGGAGAAAUGAUAGCUUCUAAAAUGUGGGCAGAUGCUGUGGGAACUGGAAGUCAA
Messenger RNA from Thlaspi arvense, 327 nucleotides. The record is from the annotation of a GenBank genome assembly. Lineage: Eukaryota; Viridiplantae; Streptophyta; Magnoliopsida; Brassicales; Brassicaceae.